AUGUCAGGUAAUAAUUUAUUAGAAAAUAUCAAAACAAGUACAAAGGAAUUAGUGGAUUUGUGUAAUUGGAUAUCAAUUUCACAAUCAUCUUUGCCUGCGUUGAUUGACGCGCUGAAGGGUACGUUGCAAGAUGCUCGUCCAUUAAAGUUUCCUUUAAAUUUUAAAAGUAUAGAGGAUGAAGUGAAUUUUGUUGCUCUCUAUGGUCUAGUAAGUUUUGGCUCUGGCUUCCGAGAACAACUUCACGAAGCAAUUGGACGUGGUGCACAAGAAGCUUCGCUGUUUUUGAUGCUGUCCAUUUAUAUUUCCAACGAGAACGGAAUCCCAGAUGCCACUCACUUAACAAACAUCAAAGAACACGAUAUCCAAUCUUGGAUGAAUCUCCCUGCUAUAGAAGAAACGCCAGUGGAAUCCCUUCCUGGAGUCUUUGCAGUUUCUUCUAGUCACUUGAUGGAAUUGGUGAAGAAAAUGACUUUUGUACUUAAUUCUACGGGAGAGAUUUUAAAGAAGGAAAACUUCUCGUCAUUGGGAGAAUUCUGCCUUCGAUAUGGCAACAGCAAGGAUCCUUCAAUCCUUAUCCAUGCGCUCGUUAGCACGUUUCCAGCAUUUCAUGAUAUCGAGCAAGUUUUUGGAAAAGAAGUUUAUUUAUUAAAAAAGGCACAAGUAGUUGCUUACCAGCUAUCGCUUUUGUAUCCCGACAGAUUUGGUCGUCAAGGGUUGUGUAUUUUCGCCGACAAUGUUAUACCAACUGUCCUAUAUCUUUAUGGAGUCCUAGAAAUUCCUAAUGAGUUAAAAGCAAAGUUGGAGAAUAAGACGCCAUUAGAAAAAGAAGAAAUAGUUGUGCUUCGAGCGUCUUCUGUUUUUGUCUGCGAAUUGAUUUCCGAAAGAACUAAAAUCCCAUCUCCUCAAAUAGAUCAAGCUCUCUGGAAGUUAGGAAAGUUCUCACCUGAAAUACGAAAUUCUCCACGUUUCUUAUACCAAGACACCAUUAUGUUUUAA
Molecule: messenger RNA, 996 nt
Organism: Schizosaccharomyces osmophilus
Lineage: Eukaryota; Fungi; Ascomycota; Schizosaccharomycetes; Schizosaccharomycetales; Schizosaccharomycetaceae
Gene: qtr3b
Product: tRNA queuosine modification protein Qtr3-like
Exons: 2
Coding region: 1-996 (331 amino acids)
Biological process (GO): tRNA modification
Source: RefSeq, a predicted model, not a curated record